AUGGCUGAUACAUUAAAGAAUGUUAUUGCUCAGAGUCUGGAGUGUCCUGUAUGUCUGAAUACCUUCACCGAUCCCAAGAUCCUAUCUUGUUCUCACACCUACUGCAAGGCCUGCCUGGAAAAUCUCUUGGGAUGCAAUGGUAACGACCAGAUGCUCCGAUGCCCUGUCUGCAGAGCUGAAACCCAGGUCCCAAACCAAGAAGUCAGCAAAUUACCGGCAAAUCUGGCUUUGAAGUCUCUCAUAGAGGACAUGAAUAAUCAAUAUCAGUUUUGCUCGAAUCAGUGUAAAUCCGAGGACAAGCCCCAAGCUGUUGUCUACUGUCAAGACUGUGGCAGGUAUUUCUGUUUCACUUGCCACAACUUACACUCUCAGUGGCCAGUCUUCAUCAGUCAUGAGGUUUUAGCCAUGAGUGAGAUCGUAUCAGGAAAGGUGUCAGUACGUAGAUACCGUAAAUGCAGAAAACACCCAAAAGAGGAUGAGGAGUGCUUCUGUUCCAACUGCAGGAGAUUUGCCUGCUUCAGGUGUGUUGUCAUGGAACAUACAAACGAAGGACAUCGGGUCAUCGAGGCAGCUGUUUAUGAAAGCAGCCAUAUGAAGAGUAUCGAGGACCUCAAAUCCAAGGCUGACAAGAAACGCUCUUGCUUUCAGAAAUACGUUGAUUUCAUUGAUGAACAGAAGGAGCGUGUGAACAAUGUUCAGAAGCAGUGUACAUAUGAUAUCAACAAAGCAUUUGAAGAAUCAGUCCGGCAGUUGACAGAGAAGAAAGAAAUCCUCAUUGGUGAAGUCAAGGGUAUGACCGAAGGAGUAGAGAAAGAACUGGACGAAAUGAAGAAAUCGGCUCAGGAGCACAUCACUCAUUUGACUACCAUAGCUGACGUGGUAACCAAUAAGACAAAGAUACCGUUAGAUAUGGAUGCUUUGGCUGCACACGACACUCUAUGUCAAGGCUUACAGAAGGCCUUGAAACAAGAAGAUCCUGACUACAAGCAGCCAAGGCAAUCGAGCAAGAAAGGAAAAAGAAUCAGUUUUAAGAGAAACAUUGGAAUGAACGAGGAAGCUCUCGGUAAGAUCGCAAUUGCAGUUGCAAAGACCAUUGCUUUGCCUACCAAGGAUAGCAUGUAUGCCAUGGUUAGUACACCAGACUGUAAGAUGGCAGUGUGCUGUUGGACAGGUGGCGUGGAGAUCUUCUCUGCUGAUGGUCAGCACCAGCAGCAAGUUUUUGAGGACGUUAACAUUCGUGGAGUAGGGUUCCUCUCUAAUGAUCGGUAUGUUCUACUUGAUUACUCAAACAAUAUCACACUUUACACACCAGAGUACACAAAGUUGAAUAUAAUGUUUGAGACUCUGAGUGACGAUGAAGGUGGAUUUGGUAACCUCACUGUAGACGGUGAUGAUCAGAUCUAUGUUAGCUACAGGAUUGCUGAAAAGAUCCAGAUAUUCUCACCAGCAGGUGGGAAGGCGAUCAGGGAGAUACCAUGUAAUGGGUAUAUACCUUAUCAGAUUACUAAUUAUAAUGAUUACCUAAUCACCGGAUCUGAUGAUACAAUACGUUUGAUUGACAAACAAGGUGUUGUAAAAUAUCAAUUAACGAAAUCAUGGGAUUACCUAAUCGCUGCUGUGUCUCAAUGGAAUACAAUCCUGAUAGCCAACGUGAAGAACGACGUAGGUUUGGUCAGCAUUGAUGAGUACACUAACAAGCUGAAGCAUGUCCAGAACCUCGUUACUGAUUACGAGAUUGAGAAAAAUGACAGAGGGUGCUGGUACAUUCUCCAGCAGUACCGAUCAGGAGAGAUCGCUUUCUGCACUCCUGAUAGACUCUAUAUAUUCCACUGA
Messenger RNA from Strongylocentrotus purpuratus (purple sea urchin), 1833 nucleotides. Its product is annotated as tripartite motif-containing protein 59-like. Gene Ontology annotation, biological process: positive regulation of DNA-templated transcription. NCBI's taxonomy places the organism in Eukaryota, Metazoa, Echinodermata, Echinoidea, Camarodonta, Strongylocentrotidae. The transcript has a single exon. Gene Ontology annotation, cellular component: chromatin; nucleoplasm. The record is from RefSeq and is a predicted model, not a curated record. Bases 1 to 1833 code for a protein of 610 amino acids. Gene Ontology annotation, molecular function: ubiquitin-protein transferase activity; zinc ion binding.